Molecule: messenger RNA, 1055 nt
Organism: Caenorhabditis angaria
Lineage: Eukaryota; Metazoa; Nematoda; Chromadorea; Rhabditida; Rhabditidae
Source: the annotation of a GenBank genome assembly
AUGUGGCGUUUUGCACUGCUAUUUUUCAUAUAUAUUUUAUUAUCCAAAUUUUUGGAGCCGAAUUGUGAGCAAAACUCGAAAUGCCUUUGUGAAAAUCACAAUUUCUGCUACUCGCCUUCUCUUCUUCAACAAAACACCUCAACAAUUAUUGGCAAAAAAUUCGAUUGCUCAUAUUUGACAACUUUGAAAAACCUGGGAGUCCUGUUGCAAGAAGGUUUUGAGGACACUUCAAAAGUCUCCAGGGAGCCGGAAAAUAUUGUAUUUUUAUCAGCAACUUCGGAUGAUCAUUUGAAAUUUACCAGGAAAUCUGUGGGUUUUUUUUUCUAAAAAAUUAUUUUUUAUGGAGCUCUGAAAUGAACUCUAACUUUCAGAUCGAAUCAAUUCGAAAAUCAUUUCCAAAUCAGAAAUAUAUCCUAUACAAUCUUGGAAUAUCCGAUCGAAAUUCUCAAAAAUUAUUAAAAGAUUUUGAAAAUAUUGAGAUUCGCAAGUUUGAAUUUGAAAAAUUCCCAAAACACGUUGGAAAUUUGAUGGAAUAUCGAUGGAAACCUCUGAUAAUUGCUGAAGUUUUGAAAGAAUAUUCAAAUGUUUGGUGGAUGGAUGCUCAUAUUAUACUGAAUUCUGAUGAAAGAAAUUUGACAAAUCGGAUUUAUGAGGAGCGAGCUAGUGGAGUUCGGCUAACUUCUGAUAUCGUUUUCACAAUUACUACAAUGCAUAGUAAUUUUGCGGUGCUUCACCCAAAACUUCUUGAAUAUUUUCCAUCAUCGAUUUAUUUUCUGAAAAAAAGUGCGCAACUCGGCGCGAAUUUUAUGUAUUUUGCAAGAACUCGUGAGUCUUUGGAAGUUGUCAAGUGGUGGAUUCUUUGUGCGUUGGAUGAGCAAUGUAUGGGUCCGGAGGGUGCGAAAAUCAAAUGUAAAUUCGAUAAAAAAAAUAAGUAUGACAUUAAUGCGAAUUGUUUCCGAUUCGAUCAAUCGGUGUUGAAUUUAUUGUUGUUGAAUCGAUUUCGAGAUCAUAAUAAGUAUCGGAGUGCGAAUGGAUUUGCCAAUUCGCAUUAUUAA